Messenger RNA from Erpetoichthys calabaricus (reedfish), 579 nucleotides. Its product is annotated as protein CTLA-2-alpha-like. Lineage: Eukaryota; Metazoa; Chordata; Cladistia; Polypteriformes; Polypteridae. The coding region runs from base 163 to 417 and encodes 84 amino acids. The record is from RefSeq and is a predicted model, not a curated record. The transcript has 4 exons.
AUCAGCCUUUCCAGCUCAUUUCAACUGAGUCAUGCAGUCUUAUAAAUGAUCGCCUGCAGAUCAACUCCGAAUAAGUUGCUGUUUGUGGCAGGAUUCUGCAGUCUUUAACCUCAACCAGAUUUUUUGUCUCGGCAUUUGCUGUUUUCUUCUUCUACGUCCGUCAUGGCCAGCAGAUCAACACUGAACCCACGUCCUAGAGACCCUUCACUGGACAACGACUGGAAGGAAUGGAAAACCACUCAUGAGAAGCAAUACGACACAAAGGAGGAAGAGGACUUCAGACGGAUAGUGUGGGAGGACAAACUACGUUGGAUUGAGCAGCACAACAAAGAAUACUCAGAGGGGAAACACACCUACACUGUGGGCAUGAACCAGUUUUCUGAUUUGACAAGAGAGGAGUUGGAGAAGGUAUGCUAACUCAUGGAUGACAUCAGCAAAUAAGAGGGGAUAACAGUGAAUGCCCACUUCGGCUGUUCAAGUUUAUAAAAUGUUACAGAUUCUGCUGCACUAUAAUUUUUUGUUUAAUGUUUCUUCACAACUGUAUUAAAAAUAAAAAUAAAUAAAUUGCCUUUAAGCUAA